This is a messenger RNA of Brassica napus (rape), 1435 nucleotides long. RefSeq lists its product as uncharacterized. NCBI's taxonomy places the organism in Eukaryota, Viridiplantae, Streptophyta, Magnoliopsida, Brassicales, Brassicaceae. The transcript is spliced from 3 exons. The coding region runs from base 532 to 924 and encodes 130 amino acids. The record is from RefSeq and is a predicted model, not a curated record.
AAAAGUUUCAAUAUAUUCCAAUUGCAAUUUUAUUUUAAAAAUAUAUAUUUAAUUUUUGGAUAUAAACAUAAUUCUUUGAUAUUAUUAAAUAAAAUUAAUUAAUUAUAUAUAAUUAUUUUUAAAAUUUUAUGAAUUUUAUAAACAAAUGUUCUACCAAAAACUUUAUUUGAGAGCAUUGAGCAAAAAAAACAUUUGGAGAGCAUGAACAUUUUGUAAAUGCUCUUCUAAAUGUUUUUCUAUAAAUUAUUGAUUGGUUAAUAACUUAAUAUAGAGCAUAAUGUUUAUGUUAAUUAAUACUUAACUAAUCAAUGCCUAAUUCUAAAGAUGAAGAAAAAGCCAGAAAAUUAACUAUGAGUUACACCCAUAAAUCGAACUAAAUCAUCCUAACUCCUGUUACCAAUCAAAACCACAAGGGUACAUCGGUAAAAGUACAUCCAAGAGUGUCAUUACAAUAUUGUCAUCUGCCUUGUUCCCUAGUCAAUUUGUGUGUUAGAGAGAUAUAUCUAGGGUUUGUUCGAUUCUUCGGCAAAAAUGGAAGGCGACGAUGUGUCGGUGAAGCGAGCUUCGACGGAGGUGGAAUCUGACUCUUCUGUCUCUAAAAAACCGAAGAUCGAAGAUGAAGACGACACAAACAUGGAAGACGAAAGCGAUAGCGAUAGUACCGAUAGCGGACGCGCAUGGAGUGUCGAGGCAAAAGACGAUGAUGAAGAAGUCGUGAAGCCUCCUAACUAUUUAAACAUGCAAGAUCCGGUAUCGGAGUGGGAUAAGGACAGUUACGAUGGUUACGAAUUGGUAUUCGACUCUGACGGCCGUGAAGGCUUCCCCAACGACGAGGAGUACGAAGAGUUUCGCGAGUAUAAAACCAAGGCCUGGAAGAAUAGGGGGUUUUUAGAAGAUCCAUUCAGAUCCAUCUACCCCAUUUAGAUCUGGAAGAUCUUUGGUCAGACAGGGUAAAGGUGUCUAGGAGGCAAUAUUUGGCAAAUAUUGCUUCAUUGUGUGUUAAGAAACUCAACGAGGAGAAGGGUUCGUCUGUGGAAGUUGUAAGCAUUGUGAGAAGCAAUCUAAAAGCAGGAGGUGGGUUUAAGCUCUACAUCACCUUUAUGGCUCGAGAGCAUCCGGAUGGUCCUCUAGUGGAGUAUCAAGCCAAGGCAAUGGAUUUUGCAGGAGGCAUAAAACCUCCAUUUCCCAUUCUCUGCAGACCAGCCUCUAGCAUGCCCUAAUCUAUGACUUGCACAAGGUAUCUUUAUUAUUCAAUGUAACUACUAAACAUAAAUAUAAAAUUGCAUAGGUAUAUUUAUGUUUAGUGUUUUAUUCUCAGUGAGAUUACUUAGUUGCUGUGCUAAUUUUGAGGGUUGGUCUUGAUGUCAGCUAUGUCUUUGGCGUUUGUACGGAUAAUGUGGCUUAAUAAUGGUUGCUAAAUUAUGUUGAAUGUUUA